Molecule: messenger RNA, 3006 nt
Organism: Pecten maximus
Lineage: Eukaryota; Metazoa; Mollusca; Bivalvia; Pectinida; Pectinidae
Exons: 2
Coding region: 17-1255 (412 amino acids)
Source: RefSeq, a predicted model, not a curated record
GUGUUUAUAUGUGUGGAUGUGGUACACAGAAAACACGUGUUUAUAUGUGUGGAGACGGUACACCGAAAACAUGUGUUUAUAUGUGUGGACACGGUACACAGAAAACACGUGUUUAUAUGUGUGGACACGGUACACAGAAAACACGUGCUUAUAUGUGUGGACACAGUACAUAGAAAACAGGUGUUUAUAUGUGUGGACACGGUACACAGAAAACAGGUGUUUAUAUGUAUGGACACGGUACACAGUAAACAGGUGUUUAUAUGUGUGGGCAUGGUACACAGAAAACACGUGUUUAUAUGUGUGGACACGGUUCACAGUAAACAUGUGUUUAUAUGUGUGGACACGGUACACAGAAAACACGUGUUUAUAUGUAUGGACACGGUACACAGUAAACAGGUGUUUAUAUGUGUGGACACGGUACACAGUAAACACGUGUUUAUAUGUGUGGACACGGUACACAGUAAACACGUGUUUAUAUGUGUGGACACAGUACACAGAAAACAGGUGUUUAUAUGUGUGGGCGUGGAACACAGAAAACACGUGUUUAUAUGUGUGGACAUGGUUCACAGUAAACAAGUGUUUAUAUGUGUGGACACGGUACACCGAAAAACAGGUGUUUAUAUGUGUGGACACAGUACACAGAAAACAGGUGUUUAUAUGUGUGGACACGGUACACAGUAAACACGUGUUUAUAUGUGUGGACACGGUACACAGAAAACAGGUGUUUAUAUGUAUGGACACGGUACACAGUAAACAGGUGUUUAUAUGUGUGGGCAUGGUACACAGAAAACACGUGUUUAUAUGUGUGGACACGGUUCACAGUAAACAUGUGUUUAUAUGUGUGGACACGGUACACAGAAAACACGUGUUUAUAUGUAUGGACACGGUACACAGUAAACAGGUGUUUAUAUGUGUGGACACGGUACACAGUAAACACGUGUUUAUAUGUGUGGACACGGUACACAGUAAACACGUGUUUAUAUGUGUGGACACAGUACACAGAAAACAGGUGUUUAUAUGUGUGGACACGGUACACAGUAAACACGUGUUUAUAUGUGUGGACACAGUACACAGAAAACAGGUGUUUAUAUGUGUGGACACGGUACACAGAAAACAGGUGUUUAUAUGUGUGGGCGUGGUACACAGAAAACACGUGUUUAUAUGUGUGGACACGGUUCACAGAAAACAUGUGUUUAUAUGUGUGGACACAGUAUAUAGAAAACACGUUUAUAUAUGUGGACACGGUACACAGUAAACACGUGUUUAUAUGUGUGGACACAGUAAACAGGUGUUUAUAUGUAUGGACAUGGUACACAGUAAACAGGUGUUUAUAUGUGUGGACACGGUACACAGUAAACAGGUGUUUAUAUGUGUGGACACGGUACACAGUAAACACGUGUUUAUAUGUGUGGACACGGUACACAGAAAACACGUGUUUAUAUGUAUGGACACGGUACACAGAAAACACGUGUUUAUAUGUGUGGGCGUGGUACACAGAAAACACGUGUUUAUAUGUGUGGACACGGUUCACAGUAAACAUGUGUUUAUAUGUGUGGACACGGUACACAGAAAACACGUGUUUAUAUGUGUGGACACGGUUCACAGAAAACAGGUGUUUAUAUGUAUGGAUAGGUUAAACAGAAGUUUGUAUAUGUUAUAUAAUGUGUGGAAGUUCACUAGAAAUAUUGGCCUCCAUAUUAUCAUUCAAUUAUACAAUGUGAUGUAAUGCAUGAAAUGAUACUGGUACUUAGCUUUGAUACAGAUAGGUAUCACAUGUCGCCAUUAAACAAUGCUGGCUUACAAGUUACUUAUGUUUAUCUGUUAGAUUACUGGGGGAAAUGUGUUUUUAGCUCAAAUUGCCCUACGCCUGUGGUUCAUGGUCUGGCCGUAAACAAUCCUUGUGUAUAUCGUUAUUUCUUGAGAGAAAUACUGAAGGAUGUUUCUCCAACUCCACAGUAAGGUUCAUCUUGUCCCUAAGUUGUGACCAUUUAAUUUUGAGUGUGUUUGGGAACACAAAAUGGCUGACAUGCGGCAAUCUUGGAUUUUGACAGUUUAAGUUUGUUAUUGCUAUUUCAUAAGAAGUACAUGUACUGGAAGGAUAUUUCUUAAAAUUGAUAUGUAAUUUCCUCUUGGUCUCUAGAUGUGUAUACAAUUUUUAAGACUGAUUGGAAAACUUUGAAUCUCGACUUUUGAAGUUAGAUAGCUCUACAGUAUUUCUUUAUAGAUCUUUCUUCAAUUCCAUACCCUAAGUAGGCUUGCCUUGGUCUCUAGAUGUUCAUGUUUAAUUUUGAGAGUGAUCCGAAAACAAGAUGGUCUACAGGUGACCAUUUUGAAUAUUACAUUCUCUCUCUAUUUCUCAAAGGGUGUUACGUGAAUCCUCUUCAAAUUUCUUAAAAAGAGGAAAGAUGAGGCAGGAAGUCUUCCAUAGAUCCGAUAAAGAUUAUUCAAUGGUGGGCACAAAGAUCCCUCUGAAGUCUCUUGUUCAUUCAUAUAUGGUUCUAAAGCAGAAACUCUGUAAGUCCCUGCAGACCAGCCAAAUAGCCUAAUCCCAGUGAUGUUUAUAUUAAUUAGUCCACCACAGUGAAGAAAUAUGUGCUUCUAGGCUUGGAUAGGUGUAGGUAGUUAAAGGUUGUAGUGUUGGUGAGUUUUAGUACAGACACCGAAUUAAUACAUCGUCACAAGUGCCUUUUCAAAACACAUGCAUUAUUCAUCAGUGAUAUUCAACAACGACAAAAAUGGGCUUUUUAUGUAUAAAUCCUGAUCAAACCAUUAAUUAAUACUCGGAGCCUUAACAUUCCUAAUGAUGGCCUUGACAUUGAUAUGUGGACAUUUGAUUUUUAUUUAAAUGACUUGUGUAACCUAUAUGUGUACAUCUAUAGCAUAAUGUAUUAAUUUGUUAUCUACGUGUAGAAUGUUAAGUUUAUGAAAGUGAAGACGAUAGGUUUUGUUUAUCAACUGUUUAACUUGUAAAGAGGAAAGAAUAAACUUAAUUUAUCACAACAAAAA